UCGUGAGCUGUCAAAUUGUCAAGCCGAACUAGUUGUUCGCGGUGAUGUUAGAAAAUUUUCAAUAGGUUGCCGGUGAAGAAUAUAUUAUAAUAAUAUAUUAAUUAUUACUACGUUUAUCUAUGUAAAAUUUCAUUAAAAAUAUUUACAAACGAGCAACAAACAUGACGGCGGAGGUCCAGAGUAAGGCGAGACUGCCUCAUCUUUCGUCCGAUAAACAACUAACAUUUCUAAAGUUAGCUGUUUUAUCAAUGGCAGCAAUCCUAUCAUUUGCAACACGAUUAUUCUCUGUCCUACGUUUCGAGAGUGUCAUCCAUGAGUUUGAUCCAUACUUCAACUAUAGAACAACUCGUUUUCUCACACAAGAGGGAUUUUAUAAGUUUCACAACUGGUUUGAUGAUCGAGCAUGGUACCCACUUGGACGUAUCAUUGGAGGAACCAUAUACCCUGGCCUAAUGGUGACCUCUGCCACAUUAUACAACAUUAUGCAGUUCCUGAACAUCACCAUCGAUAUCAGGAAUGUGUGUGUGUUCCUGGCGCCAUUCUUCUCUUCUCUCACCACACUGGUUACAUACCUACUCACCAAGGAGCUCAAGGAUGAAGGUGCAGGGCUAGUGGCAGCUGCGAUGAUCGCCAUAGUACCAGGUUACAUCAGCCGGUCGGUCGCUGGCAGCUACGACAACGAGGGUAUAGCGAUAUUCUGCAUGCUGCUCACUUACUACUUCUGGAUCAAAGCAAUCAACACCGGCACCAUACUUUGGGCGACCAUGACUGCUCUUGCUUAUUUCUACAUGGUGUCCUCGUGGGGUGGCUACGUGUUCCUCAUCAACCUGAUGCCGCUUCACGUGCUGGCGCUCAUGCUGCUGGGCCGGUUCUCGGCGCGCGUGUACGUCGCGUACAGCACGCUGUACUGCGUAGGCACCAUCCUCUCCAUGCAGAUACCAUUCGUCGGCUUCCAGCCCGUGCAAAGCUCGGAACAUAUGCUGGCGCUGGGCACGUUCGGCCUAUGUCAGCUGGUGGCGUUUACACAGUACCUGCGCGCGAGACUAUCGCCCGCCAACUUCGAGGUGCUGUUCCGUUCGCUCGUGUUCGCGCUGCUCGCCACGCUCGGCAGCGCCGCGCUCGCUCUCACGCUUACAGGAAAAAUUUCACCAUGGACUGGAAGAUUCUACUCUCUACUUGAUCCGUCGUAUGCCAAAAACCACAUUCCAAUUAUUGCAUCCGUAUCGGAGCACCAGCCUACGUCGUGGUCGUCCUUCUACUUCGACCUGCAAGUGCUGGUGUUCCUGUUCCCCGCCGGGCUGUACUUCUGCUUCAGCAAGCUGACGGACGCGAACAUAUUCAUCAUACUGUAUGGAGUGCUCAGUAUAUACUUUGCUGGUGUGAUGGUUCGUUUGAUGCUUGUGCUGGCGCCGGUCAUGUGCAUAGUGUCAGGUGUGGCCGCGUCCAGUCUGCUCAGCUUGCACGUGAAGGACAUAGAGCCGAAAGUGGAGAAGCAUGAGAAGAAGAAGAAACAUGAGAACAAUCUUGUGUUCCGAUCUGAGGUGGGCGCGCUGUUCGUAUGCGUGUUGGGUUGCUUGCUGAUCUCGUACGUGUUCCACUGCACGUGGGUGACAUCGGAAGCGUACUCAUCGCCGUCCAUCGUGCUGUCUGCGCGUGCGCACGACGGCGCCAGGAUCAUCUUCGACGACUUCCGCGAGGCAUACACCUGGCUCAAGAUGAACACCGCUGAGGAUGCAAAGGUGAUGUCAUGGUGGGACUACGGCUACCAGAUAACGGCGAUGGCAAACCGCACCGUGAUAGUGGAUAACAACACGUGGAACAACACGCACAUAUCGCGCGUGGGACAGGCCAUGGCCUCCAGCGAGGAGCGCGCCUACGAGAUCAUGCGAGAGCUAGACGUGGACUACGUGCUCGUCAUAUUCGGCGGGCUGGUCGGCUACUCGUCCGACGAUAUCAACAAGUUCCUGUGGAUGGUGCGCAUCGGCGGCAGCACAGAGCGUGGCGCACACAUCCGCGAGGCGGACUACUACACGGCCGCCGGCGAGUUCCGCGUCGACGGCGACGGCUCCAGCACGCUGCUCAACUGCCUCAUGUACAAGAUGAGCUACUACAAGUUCGGCCUCGUCUACACCGAGGGCGGCCGACCGCCGGGCUUCGACCGCGUCCGCGGCGCCGAGAUCGGGAACAAAGACUUCAACUUGGACGUUCUAGAGGAGGCGUACACGACCGAGCACUGGCUCGUUCGCAUCUACAAAGUGAAAUCACUACCCAACCGGGGUGUGUGAGAUAGACCAUUGUAAUUGUUCAUAACACAUUAAAAAUUGUGACUCCAGUGAAUAAGUGGACGCUUCAAGGCAUGGUGAUACGUACUUGGUAUGUUGUAUAGUCAUUAAACUGUAUUUCCGUUUGUACUCUUCAAUAGUGAAGCUUUCUCGUUUAGUACACAAUAUAGUUUAUUGGGUUUUGACAUGUAUCGAAUAAUAAUAAUAAUAAUUUUAAUUCGUGCAUUUAUGCAUGCAUGGAAAGUUUUUUUUUUUCGUGAUUCUACCGCUGACUCAUGCUGAAUUAAGUGAAUACUUUAUUUAACCGCAUAUUAUACUGCCCCAGCUUCGCACGAAUACAGGUUAGGGUAUAAUUUUCAUUUUUUUUUUUAUGCAACUUAGAAUGGCAAACAAGCUGACGGCUUACCUAAUGGAAAGUGUUAACCGUCGCCUAUAGACACGAGCAGUACCAUAGACAUAACAAAGUGGUCUGUUUCGCCCAUGAUACCUUAUACAUAUAUACCUUUUAAAAAAACUUCAUUAAAAUCAAUCAAAGUAUACUGUUUCGCCCAUGAUACCUAUGUAUACAUAUAUAACUUUUAAAAAACUUCAUUAAAAUCAAUGUCUAUAUAUGGGAAAUUAAUGAACUCAUUGUAUUUUUGUCAUUUCAUUUGUUUCGACUUCAUCCGGAAGUCUUCUUCAGGGGGCUUUUAACGCUUAGCGUCACAGCGUCUCGCAUCGUAUUUUCAUUAAAAUCGUGAUUUUUAGCAGUGAGUAGAGAAACAGACAGACAUCAACACUGUU
Messenger RNA from Galleria mellonella (greater wax moth), 3065 nucleotides. RefSeq names its product dolichyl-diphosphooligosaccharide--protein glycosyltransferase subunit STT3A (gene Stt3A). Gene Ontology annotation, molecular function: dolichyl-diphosphooligosaccharide-protein glycotransferase activity. The coding region runs from base 162 to 2285 and encodes 707 amino acids. The transcript has 13 exons. The record is from RefSeq and is a predicted model, not a curated record. Lineage: Eukaryota; Metazoa; Arthropoda; Insecta; Lepidoptera; Pyralidae. Gene Ontology annotation, cellular component: membrane. Gene Ontology annotation, biological process: post-translational protein modification.